CAUUGAUCUGAAAUGCACCACGCACAAUUAAAGGAAAAGGAUCAACUAGAGUCAUCCCUCGAGUUGGUCCUACCGGAAAAUAGUGAUGAAGUAAAGUUCAUUGGACUAUUGCUCAUGGCAGAGAUCCUUCAACAUGAGCAAGAUUUAAAUACCGUGACCCGAUAUAUGGACAGUUUAGACUUUGCUUUUUUAAAGCGCAUGAUGCAAAUCCAACCACACGAAGUGCCAAAGAAUGCGGGCGUCAAUGCUGCAGAAAUCCGCGCUAUUUCUGUAGACAUCAUGAGCUGCUUUGCUCUGCAUUGGCAGCUACUGACGAGGAGCGAGUUUAAAGAUCAAUUGCCCACCAUGCUCAGUCUGCUCUCAUCGACUGAUGAGACUAGGGCUAGUGAAAAAAUCUUACAGAUCAUGAUCAAAGUUUCAUCAUAUCCACAAGUAUCUAUGAUCUUGACCAACCCUAGAUAUCAAGGGAUUAUCGUUGAUUACAUCCUUGAUACAUUUGACAGGAAUGACAAAGCACAUGAGACCGCCAUAUCAAUAUUCAAACGUACGUUUUUGAUCAUUGAAGAGGGCUUCCACACAAAUCCAACGACAGUACUCAGCAUUACCAAGGCUUUUUUGCCCGUCAUCAUGACAAAGAUCUCGAAACGAUUUCAACGCGUGACAGAGACACACAAAUCCGAAAUAUUACGGCUAAUGACUGAAUCAUUGAUCUUUUUACCAGAGAAGUAUUUGAAUCAACAUGUAAAAGCACAUCAAGAAGAGACAACGACGUGGACUAGGAGCAUUAAAUCAGGCCUGAUUCAACUUUUGAGUACUCGACAAGCGCCCUCUACUCGCGAUAAUACCUUCAUACUAAUCGGAAUCCUUCUGAAGAUGGGUCCUGAAUGGCUUUAUCCUGAACUCCCAUCGUUAUCAGCAAUAAACCCUGCUACAAGCGCUUUCAACAAAAAGAAAACGCCUAGUACACUUGUCGCUUCCAUGGAAACACUUUCACUCUCGGAUGAGGAGAUUGAUAAAAAAUUUGUGACAUUAGUUGUACAUCUGGCAUGUGUCGAAGCGCGUGUGAUUUUGGACGAACUUGCAGAAGAUCUACCCAAUGUAGAUUGCAGUACCAAAUCAAAGGGUGUCUUUAGCUCAGAAGAAGAAAUCAAGCAGGCCAAAAUUCGAAAGGAGCAAGUCCUACCAGUGACAUACGAAAUCCUUGAAGUUUCCAUCCACUAUUUAGUCCGUAUGGAAACUGAACCCGAACUCGGUGGCCUUAGAGGACGGCCAUUGUUUGAUGCGACUACAUUACUCAAGUUUCAGGACACACUCGUUGGUGCUUAUUCAGCUAUAUUGGAUUACUUGAAAGACUUGCAGCAAAGUGUUAACUACGAUCCCGCAUCGCUAGCGAAAAAUUUGUUGUAUCUGGCGUCAAUGAGGGUCCUAUCUUCGUUCUUGAUUGAGGACGCCUCUCUGCAGACACAGGCCCUGCCACUGGUUGAACCGCUUGAAGCCGUAGUUCGCUAUUGCCGCAGCAAAGCUUCUUUCAAGUCAAUAACCCCAACUUUGGAAAUUAUCCUUGACCGAUUUCACGAAAUCAUUUAGUAAUAAAUGCCUGG
Messenger RNA from Lobosporangium transversale, 1601 nucleotides. RefSeq names its product Neurochondrin-domain-containing protein. Lineage: Eukaryota; Fungi; Mortierellomycota; Mortierellomycetes; Mortierellales; Mortierellaceae. The transcript is spliced from 5 exons. The record is from RefSeq and is a predicted model, not a curated record. The coding region runs from base 13 to 1587 and encodes 524 amino acids.